GCGGGGGCCGCAACGCGAGGCUGAAUCUCUUGCCCUCACGCGUUAGCUCAACGACCCACAACUGCACCACGUCGACCGACCUACUGUGCUCCGAGACGCCUAACGUGAAGGGCUAGACACAGCUUUCGCUUUAACACAUAUAACGGUACGAAAUGUGUUUGAAAGAUUUCGGUAUACUGCCUAACCUCAAAGCAACCCUCUCGGCCAAUAUACAUUUACAAUACCCCUCUUGUCGCUCCCCAAUGAGCUUCUCUUCCGCAUUGCCCAAUACCUGGAGUAUGCAGAUGAAGUGAAUGCUUACUCGCAGACCUGUCGCCUGCUUUAUCCGCUAGCCAAUCCACUAGUGUUCCAUCAUAUCCAAAAACGCCAAGUCGAGGUGAUGAUGUACGCCAUGGGCUCCGGUGACCAUGUGCUUCUGAAAAGACUCAUUGAAGCUGGGAUCUCCACCGAACUGUUUGGUGACCAAACUCAACGUGAUCCUCUCCGAGCAGCCGCAGGAUGGGGUCACAUAGGGAUCGUCCAGGUCUUGCUGGAUCUGGGCCAACCUGAUCUCAAUCGCGCAGCUUUAUACGACGAGUCGCCCAUUGUCCGUGCGAUUAUGAAUGGUCACCUAGAUAUUGCCCGUUUGUUAAUAUCUCGAGGCGCGGAUCCCAACUUCGCGGAGGGGGAUAAUUCUUUUGAUGCAUUUGCUGUUGGUCGGACACCACUAGAUUACGCAGCCAAGGAGGGGGGCUAUUAGAAGCCGCUGCUAAUUUGGAUCCUCGGGAUGCAAAUGGCUGGACUCCGCUUUUCUUUGCAGUGUCUAAUGGCUUCCUGGACGCGGUUAAACUACUGUUAAGUGCGGGUGCUGAUCCGAGGGUGAAGGACAACGAGGGCAAAAUUAUUCUAUUCCAUGCUGCGCAAGAAAAUCACAUGCAGACAGUCUCGUUUCUCCUUGAAAUUCCGGGGCAUUUGGACUACCUUUUAGACGAACUAGAUGGAAUUUAUCUCGCUUAUAUAGCUAGCGAGGGGAAAGGACAAACCGCAGAUUUAUUGCUGAAAUGAAUCGAUCUUAAUGCGAAGAUCGUGUCUUUGCCUGAU
Molecule: messenger RNA, 1080 nt
Organism: Aspergillus glaucus CBS 516.65
Lineage: Eukaryota; Fungi; Ascomycota; Eurotiomycetes; Eurotiales; Aspergillaceae
Product: ankyrin repeat domain-containing protein
Exons: 1
Coding region: 392-739 (115 amino acids)
Cellular component (GO): cytoplasm
Molecular function (GO): protein binding
Source: RefSeq, a predicted model, not a curated record